Prunus mume (Japanese apricot) is the source of this 1080-nucleotide messenger RNA. The record is from RefSeq and is a predicted model, not a curated record. Lineage: Eukaryota; Viridiplantae; Streptophyta; Magnoliopsida; Rosales; Rosaceae.
UUUGUCAAUCUUGGCAUAUUAUUGGGGUACGUAUCCAAUUAUGCCUUCUCCAAGCUCCCAACCAACUUGGGCUGGAGGUACAUGCUCGGCGUCGGUGCACUUCCAGCGGUGGUUCUCGCCGUCGGCGUUUUAGCCAUGCCCGAGUCACCUCGUUGGCUCGUCAUGCAGGGACGACUCGGGGAUGCCAAGCGAGUUCUCGACAAAACCUCAACUUCCAAAGAAGAGGCUCAACUCAGGCUAGACGACAUCAAAGAAGCUGCAGGCAUCCCCAUGCACUUAAACGACGACGUUGUUUCGGUCACGAAACAAAGCCACGGCGAAGGUGUAUGGAGACAACUGAUCCUUCAUCCCACACCGGCCGUUCUUCACAUUUUAAUCGCAGCCCUUGGUAUCCAUUUCUUUCAACAAGUCACGGGCAUAGACUCUGUCGUUUUGUACAGCCCAAGGAUCUUUGCGAAGGCCGGGAUCACCUCUUACGAGCACACGCUACUGGCAACCGUGGCCGUUGGAUUCAUCAAGACCAUUUUCAUCUUCAUCGCCACAUUUCUCCUUGAUCGGGUUGGACGACGCCCAUUGCUUUUGACCAGCAUGGGUGGAAUGAUACUUUCCCUUGCGUGUCUCGGUGCGGCGCUUACGAUCGUCGAUCAUCACGACAGCACAAUCCCGUGGGCCGUCGCAUUGUGCAUCACCAUGGUGCUAUUCAACGUUGCAUUUUUCUCUAUCGGACUGGGGCCCAUCACAUGGGUCUACAGCUCUGAGAUCUUCCCGCUAAAGCUGCGAGCGCAAGGAGUCAGUUUGGGAGUGGCCGUUAACAGGGUGAUUAGUGGCAUCAUCUCCAUGACUUUUCUUUCCUUGUACAAGGCCAUCACGAUUGGCGGGGCCUUCUUUCUUUACGCUGGAAUUGGAGUGUUGGCUUGGGUCUUCUUCUAUACAAUGCUUCCGGAAACACAGGGCAGAACCCUCGAAGAAAUGGAGGUCUUGUUUGGUAAAUACCAUAAGUGGAGACAAGCCAACGCCAUGCUCAAGAGCAAGAAAGUUGAUCAUGGUGAUGGCGAUGAAAACAAGGGUCAAGUCAACUAA